AUGUCUGCUUCAGUUAGCUCAGCUGAUGGCUCUGUUCUAACAAGAUUCACAAUCUUCAAAGCUUUGAGCGGCUCGGAUGAGGGAGUCAGACCCAUAGAGCUGGGAUCGGAAGCGGAUAGUGGUGGUGCACAUGCUAUAGCCGUAUUCAGGGAGGAGGACGCGCUCGAACCUGAAGCCGGUGGCAACGAGGGUUCAGGCGAGCACAACCCUACUGCUGUCAAUUGGAUUGGCGUCCCGGACCCCGUAGGAGUUGCCGAUGGCGAUCAGUCUCAGGCGCCAGCGUUGGAUGGGGGAGACGACAAGACGGACGACGACGAUGAGGAAGAAGUGGAUAGUGCGCCAGCUAAGCGCCGACGGAGGUGGAUGACGACCGAUGACACUCCGGGUAGCCGGAAACGACGUAGAUCAGUGGAUGACGUGGAUGACGGCGGCGGAUCUAGCCGGAGAAAAAGGAACAAGAAGUGGGGGAGCUUGGCCGUGGUGGUGGCCGGCAAUGGUGCGCCCGUGGUGGAGCUUCGGAGGCGCGCAACAUACGCGAGCAUGUUCGCCACCCCACCGCUCGCAAAUAUUGGCCCAGUGUUCUACACCAUAGCUGUUCCCACUGGAAUCGCCGGUCUACUCACAAAUCGGUACGCCGGUCCGGUAGAUCGCAAGUUCUAUGCCUCUCUGCUAGCUAGAGUGAACCCGAGGACGAUGACUUCCGUUUUCUUUGAUGGUGAAAUCAGAAGAAUUACUGUGAGGGACGCAGUUAGGAUAUUUGGUGUGAGUGGUAGAGGUAGGCUAGUGGAGUUUGGAGCGCCGCAGCACAGGUCUGAACUUAUGGCCACCAUCAGGAAAUUCUUGCGGCUUGAAGGAACAGGAGCUGUUAGUGUGCAGGAGUGCCGAGGGGUGAUUAGCAGAAUCAACCCCUGCUGCAUGAACAGAGAGGACACAGUUGCUUUCGUGGUUGCUAUGACCAUCGUGGUUUGCGCAACAUACAUGGCUCCCAGGCAGUCAGUUCAAGCCAUUCCUGAGGAGAUCUUGCUGGUGGUUCAAGAUCCAACACAGAUAGGGUCGUACAACUGGGGGGCGUACUUUUUUGAGAAUACUAGGAGGGGUGCAAGGCGGCUGCAUGGAGACAUAGGAUCAGGCAUGGACCAUUGCAUCUUGGGUGGAUGCCCACUUUAUUUGGACUACUUUGCCCUGGAUUGGUUGGACUUUGGGAGCCACAAUUUGUGUUCAAACAUGGCGCCUAGGAUUGCAGCCUACACACAAGAUCAAGUAGCCAUGUUGAUUAAGGUUCUGAAAGCUAACCCUAUUGCUUACAAAACUAGACUAGAAGGGUACAUAAGGAACAUGGAAUUGACAUGGCAUCCUCUGAUGGCAGGCAGCAUUUCACUGGAUGAUGUAGAAGAGGUGGGUCAAGUUGCUGACAAUAACAAUACAACUAUUGGCACUGCUUCCAUGGCCGAGGACAUAAGAAAUGAAACCGGCGACCCACCUACCAGUAAGUCUGUUUCAUUCUCAUUUGUGUAUUCCAUGGUUUUCAGAAGUUAA
Triticum aestivum (bread wheat) is the source of this 1536-nucleotide messenger RNA. RefSeq lists its product as uncharacterized. NCBI's taxonomy places the organism in Eukaryota, Viridiplantae, Streptophyta, Magnoliopsida, Poales, Poaceae. The transcript has 6 exons. The record is from RefSeq and is a predicted model, not a curated record. Bases 1 to 1536 code for a protein of 511 amino acids.